Molecule: messenger RNA, 894 nt
Organism: Malassezia pachydermatis
Lineage: Eukaryota; Fungi; Basidiomycota; Malasseziomycetes; Malasseziales; Malasseziaceae
Product: bna2-tryptophan -dioxygenase
Exons: 1
Coding region: 1-894 (297 amino acids)
Cellular component (GO): cytosol
Molecular function (GO): holo-[acyl-carrier-protein] synthase activity; magnesium ion binding
Source: RefSeq, a predicted model, not a curated record
AUGACACACGACGUGUAUAUAUGGGCGGUGGACGUUUCGCGGUGGAAUGCAGUGGCGUAUUCCCGUGUUGAGGGAAAGAACACGCAGCGGCUGCCAUGGAUGGAUGCGUUGGACGAGGAAAUCGCUUUUUUUCUAGAUGCCUACGACACGAAAGCGGCAGCGAAGGUACGCCGUUACUUGCGCGGUGUGGAUCGCAUACGUGCCUUGGUGGCUACGGUCAUGGCACGUGUCAUGCUCAUGGAAAACGAUCCUACCUGUGCAUGGAAGGAUAUUGAGAUCACGACCACGCCUGGAGGUCGUCCCUAUGUCAAGCAGCCAGCCACGGUGCAGCAUUGGGACUGGAACGCCUCGCAUGAUGGAGAUUGGGUCGUGAUGGCGUAUACCAAAGAAGGACGCGUAGGCGCUGAUGUCAUGGAGGUGGGUCUGCCUUCGUUUGAGAAAAGUAGUCGUACAUUCUGCGAGACGUUGAAGCAGUCCAUGACGUCGGCAGAGUAUGAAUGGAUUCUAGAAAGUGGCUCAGAAGAUCUCAUGUUGUCCCGCCUGAUGGAUUUAUGGACGUACAAAGAAGCGUUUACCAAGAAUAUUGGCGCAGGCCUAGGCUUUGAUUUCCGCCGAGUUCAAGUACUGCGCGAUGCGAACGAUGACAUGGCCCUGAGUAUCGAUGGGCAACGUAACGAUCGAUACCGCUUCAUCCAAGUGGAUUUACCACAUGGUCAAGCACAGCGAUCUCAUACAAACCAUUCACGUAUUGCGGUGGUGCACGGCCCCUUGCCAGCGCCGUAUCCGGGGCAACAUGCGCCUGUCCCAUGCACCGAGGCCCAGCAACAAGGAUGGCUCCGUACAUGGACAGUGGAUGAAUUUCUAGACUAUGCACAUACACAGCAUCAACGGUGA